GUUUGUUGAACUGGAGCGCAAAAAAAGAAAAAAGACCAGCACCAGCAGUAGCACCGGAGCCAAGGCUGUAACGAGUUCGGGCGAGCCGGGACAGUUCGCUCCUUAAUUACUUUAAAUAACCUCAUAUUAAUACACAGUAGUGCUCGUGAAGUAGCCGUUGACGUGCUGUGACUGGACCCGUUACGUACACGACGCAGCGGCGCGUCUUAUUAGCUAAAACAAAGCGGACCCUUAUAACAGUUUGAGCUAGUCCUCGCCUCUAACCGUCUUUUAUUUCUUUUAAAGAGGACACUUUUCCGGGCUGAUGUUACUCUGAAUCACGCGGAAACGCCAGUAUAGCAUCAACACAAGAUGGAUCUGCGGUUACUUUUAAUAGCAACGUUAUCAGCGGUCCUCUGUGGCAGCUGGGCACAGCAAGAGGGAAGCGUAUGCAUCAAGGCAAACGCACAGUCGUGUGGGGAAUGCAUCCAGGUCGCCGAGACGUGUGGAUGGUGCGGAGAUGAAAAAUUCCUCACUGUGGGUGAGUCCAAGUCGGCUCGCUGUGAUGAUCUGGAGUCCCUGAAAAAGAGAAAUUGUGUCGUGGACAAAAUUGAGAACCCACGCGGAAGCAUCGACAUCAACAAGAACAAGCCCGUCACCAACCGCAAGAAGGACGGAGCUGAGAAGCUGAAGCCCGAGGAGAUCACCCAGAUCCAGCCGCAGAAACUCACUCUGACGCUCCGAUCUGGUGAGCCCCUGACUUUUGAGCUGAAAUUCAAGCGUGCUGAGGAUUACCCCAUCGACCUGUAUUACCUCAUGGACCUCUCCUUCUCCAUGAAAGAUGAUUUGGAAAACGUGAAGAACCUCGGCACUGACCUCAUGAAGGAAAUGCAGGAGAUCACCUCAGAUUUCAGGAUUGGUUUCGGCUCAUUUGUGGAAAAGACAGUCAUGCCUUACAUCAGCACCACGCCAGCCAGGCUCAUCAACCCCUGCACGGGGAACCAGAACUGCACCAGCCCCUUCAGCUACAAGAACGUCCUGACGCUGACGGACAAGGGAGACGAGUUCAAUCGCCUGGUCAGCCAGCAGCAGAUCUCAGGAAACCUGGACUCUCCAGAGGGGGGCUUCGAUGCCAUCAUGCAGGUGGCAGUCUGUGAGGACCAAAUCGGCUGGAGGAACGUGACUCGUCUGCUGGUGUUUUCCACCGACGCCGGUUUCCACUUUGCUGGAGACGGCAAACUGGGCGGCAUCGUCCUGCCCAACGACGGGAGGUGUCACCUGGAGAACAACAUGUACACCAUGAGCCACUACUAUGACUACCCCUCCAUCGCCCACUUGGUUCAGAAACUGAGCGACCACAACAUCCAGACCAUCUUUGCCGUCACUGAGGAAUUCCAGCCCGUCUACAAGGAGCUGAAAAAUCUCAUUCCUAAAUCAGCUGUUGGCACGCUGUCCUCCAACUCCAGCAACGUGAUCAAUCUCAUUAUCGAUGCUUACAAUUCUUUGUCGUCUGAGGUCAUUCUGGAAAACGGCAGGCUGCCAGAGGGAGUUUCCAUCACCUACAAGUCCAUCUGUAAGAAUGGUGUGGAGGGAACCGGGGAGAACGGCAGGAAGUGCUCCAACAUCUCCAUCGGGGACGAGGUGUCUUUCGAGAUUUCUGUUGAAUCCCAGAAGUGUCCUUCGAACGGCAAGCCUGAGAUCAUUAAAAUCAAACCGCUGGGCUUCACCGAGGAGGUGGAGAUAGUUCUGAACUUCAUCUGCGACUGUCAAUGCGCCGCCGAAGGAGAGCAAAACAGCGAGACGUGCCACCACGGCAACGGGACCUUUGAGUGUGGAGCCUGCAAGUGUAACGACGGACGUAUCGGGCGUGUUUGCGAGUGCAGCAAAGACGAAGUGCGGACCGAGGAUCUGGAUGCCAACUGCCGAAAAGACAACGGUACGGAUAUCUGCAGCAACAACGGCGACUGCGUCUGCGGCACCUGCGAAUGCAAGAAGCGGGAGAAUCCUGCAGAGAUCUACAGUGGCAAGUACUGCGAGUGCGACAACUUCAACUGCGACCGCUCCAACAACAAGCUCUGCGGAGGACAUGGGCACUGCGAGUGCAGGAAGUGCAUCUGUGACGCAAACUACACAGGCAGUGCCUGCGACUGCUCCCUGGAGACCGCCUCCUGCCUCGCCAAGAACGGGCAGAUCUGUAACGGCCGCGGUACUUGUGAAUGUGGAAUCUGCAAAUGCACCAACCCCAAAUUCCAGGGUCCGACCUGUGAGAUCUGUCCCACCUGCCCCGGCGUCUGCGCUGAGCACAAAGACUGCGUGCAGUGUCGAGCAUUCGAGGCCGGCGAGAAGAAGGACACGUGUGAGCGGGACUGCAGCUACUUCCAGCUGAUCAAGGUGAAGGAUCGCGACAAGCUGCCCCAACCCACAGACCAGAGCUUCCCACUGACGCACUGCAAAGAGCGAGAUGCCAACGACUGCUGGUUCUACUACACCUUCGCCAUUAGGAACGACACCAAGGAGGUCUACGUGGUGGAGACGCUGGAGUGCCCGGCAGGACCUGACAUCAUCCCCAUCGUGGCAGGUGUGGUAGCAGGCAUUGUGCUGAUCGGCCUCGCCCUGCUGCUCAUCUGGAAGCUGCUCAUGAUCAUCCACGACCGCCGAGAGUUCGCCAAGUUUGAGAAGGAGAAGAUGAACGCCAAGUGGGACACGCAAGGGAACCCCAUUUACAAGAGUCCCAUUAACCAGUUCCAGAAUCCCAGCUUUGGGAAUAAAGGCGCUUCUCUUUAGGUCAAAGGUGAGAAUCCGAUCUACAAAAGUGCCGUAACAACUGUCAUCAACCCAAAGUACGAAGGCAAAUGAUGGAGCUCUGCCUUCCUUGUGACAACACUGUAUGGAGAAGAUUAUGGGCUGGGGUGAAGGGAGGGGCGGGUUUUAUAAUGCUCUCACUGUUUGUUUGUUUGUUGUUUCGUCACCAAAUGAUAGCGAUGCAUUUUGCCACUAUUUCAAUUUGUUUUACUAACUUCAUUUUUAUUUCUAUGCAUCUGAAAUGUGUACAGUCUGUAUAAAUGUGGGGGUUUAUUUUGUUGUUGCCUCUGUGGAACUUGAGAGAAUGCGUUGAACUGAUUUGUAGUUUUCCCACCGCGGCGAGCUGACGGGAAGCCGAGCUGUGCCUUUCUUUUAUAGAACCAUCAAGCCAUCAGUGUUUUGUCGAGGGUUUGAAAUGGAUGUCGAUAAUGGGCAACAAACGAAGGGUUCCUUUCCAAAAUAAGAAUGUGUAUCUAUCAGUCGAUGUUUUUUAAACACCGGUGAUCUCAUUGUGUCUAAUCAUGUUGAGAGUCUCUUUUGAAAUGUCUGUUUGGAUCGAAACUCUUCAAAUGUGGCGCCAGUUGGCCGAGUGUGGUCGCGAUGACAUGUGUACAGUAUGUGUUGGUUUCUGUGUUAAGCCAUAUAUGUAUUCACAGAACAGGAUUGAAGGCGUCGGUGUCUUCUCUGAGUGACUUACUCCAUCGGAACAAUCAAUUGAAAUGUAUCUUUAGUCUAGAAAUGUAUUUCCCCGGGCUAAAGGACAUCGGUGUACAGUAGUGUUACUGCUUAAUUGCUUAAUUUAAAGCCAACUCAGGUCCUUAACUCUUCACAGCAAUGCCAAAUACACGCAAACCUGCCUUAUUUGCUAACUAAAUUAGCUUUUUAUUGAAAUGCCUUGUUUCAUUUGUAGGAUUUGAAUUGGGGACGGGUCCCACUUUUUUUUCUACGCGUCAGUAAUUCAACUUUAACUUUUGCGGUGCGUCGAUCAAACAUUUUUUAUUGAAAAGAAAUGGGAAUGACGGUAAUGUCAUUUAGUUUUAAAGAUCAUUGGUAAGGGAAUGAGUUCUAGAUCUCUAGAUGUUUUGUAAAGAAAGAAAAGUUACACCUGACACCAUGUUUUAAAGUGCCUUUUGUUUUCACAUUUGCAAUUCUGUAUUUCUGAAAUUAUUUAUUGAAUAAACAUUGAAAACAAUUUACCCCUAUAUUGUAAAAAUGUUAUUGUGCAAUUACUAUUUUGUGCAUUUCUUUGUCUCCAUAAUUUGCCUCAAAAUUGACAUUUCUAACCAGCAGCCAUGUUUGUAUUAAUUGUGCAUGAACCUGGUAGAGAAGCUUCUUAGGAGAGAUGUGAACAAAUGAUCUGCUCGUUGUUUCUUGGAGAAAACUUCAUGUUUUACCCCGUAUUGACUUAAUAUAAUUAGACUAACAAUGAUAUUGAGCUGAUGAGGGUAUGCUUUUAAAAAAAGUUUGAAUACACGGUCAUCUGCUAAACUGCAAUGUGCUUUGAAUUUUGCCCAAGUUUGUUUAAGAAAAUAAAUAAUUGUCAUGUUUA
Molecule: messenger RNA, 4330 nt
Organism: Cottoperca gobio
Lineage: Eukaryota; Metazoa; Chordata; Actinopteri; Perciformes; Bovichtidae
Product: integrin beta-1-like
Exons: 17
Coding region: 352-2763 (803 amino acids)
Biological process (GO): cell-cell adhesion; cell-matrix adhesion; cell migration
Cellular component (GO): integrin complex; focal adhesion; synapse
Molecular function (GO): C-X3-C chemokine binding; laminin binding; integrin binding
Source: RefSeq, a predicted model, not a curated record